CGGCCAAUCGUGUUGGGAGUGGAAGGUCCACAAGGUUCCGGCAAAACAUACUCAUCCAUAAGAAUCAAACAUUCUUUGUCAAAAGCUUACCCCAGCCUUAAUAUUAUCCAAUUCUCCAUGGAUGAUUUUUAUCUGACAUACGAGCAGCAGCUGGCAGUCAAUUUACGCAACAAGGGAAAUGUUUUGUUACAAGGAAGAGGACUUCCAGGAACACACGAUGUUUCACUAUUACUCAAAGUUUUUGAAGAACUCUUGGCAUUUGACGCAAGUCAUUUCCCCAUUCACAUCCCAAUUUACGACAAAUCUGCUCAUAAUGGUAAAGGCGAUCGUCAGCCACCUGCAACGUGGGUGAAAAUAGAGAAGCCUGUAGAUGUCAUCAUUUUUGAGGGUUGGUUCAAUGGAUAUACGUCAAUUCCAAACGAUGAAGACCUUAUCAAAAAGUGGCAUGCCAUAAAGAAAAAGCAGUAUCCGAAAUUUGAGAAUAUCACUGAUAACCAAAUAGUUGACAUCAAUAGAAACCUGGAAAAGUAUGAGGCAAUAUGGAGCCUUUUUGAUCUAUUCAUAUGCAUCAAAACGGCUGCGAUUACCAAUGUCUAUAAAUGGCGACUACAACAAGAAUACGAGUUGAUUCGAGUGAAAGGUAGAGGAAUGAGUGAUGCAGAUGUAGAGCGAUUUAUUGAUAGAUAUAUGCCAAUAUACUAUCUUUAC
This is a messenger RNA of Pichia membranifaciens NRRL Y-2026, 708 nucleotides long. RefSeq lists its product as hypothetical. The transcript has a single exon. Gene Ontology annotation, cellular component: cytoplasm. The record is from RefSeq and is a predicted model, not a curated record. NCBI's taxonomy places the organism in Eukaryota, Fungi, Ascomycota, Pichiomycetes, Pichiales, Pichiaceae. The annotation marks the transcript as partial.